Rhipicephalus sanguineus (brown dog tick) is the source of this 645-nucleotide messenger RNA. RefSeq lists its product as uncharacterized. NCBI's taxonomy places the organism in Eukaryota, Metazoa, Arthropoda, Arachnida, Ixodida, Ixodidae. The transcript has 3 exons. The coding region runs from base 1 to 645 and encodes 214 amino acids. The record is from RefSeq and is a predicted model, not a curated record.
AUGAUUCCAAUGCGCUCGCUGCCCCUGGCCACCGCCGACGCCCUGGGUUCGGUGCUCACCCGCCAGACGGUGUACGUGUUCCCCCCGCUGGGACAGUUCGACCCGAACUGCGUGCGCCUGGUGACGCAGGGACGAGACCCGGCCACCGCGGUCGCCUGCCUGCUGGGCUUCUUCAAGCUCGUCUGCGCGGACGGAUACGAGCAGGUGGUUCGCGCUAGCGACGUCGACGGCGUCUGGCUGGACGAGGUGUACGUGAGCGGCGCCUUCGUGCGCCGCCAGCUUCGCGCCCUGCGCGCCGACUCCGAGCCCGCGGCCACCAUGGACGACUUCUACGUGCUCCUGAGCGUGCUGCUGUGCAACCUACCGCGCGUGCGUGGCUCCAACCUGAACCGCGACUGGUUCCAGAACCGGGUCAACGACCUGGUCGAGCUGUUCCCGGGAGUCUCGGAGCCGCCGCCCGUGCCGCUGUACGGCGAGGAGCAGGCGGACGCCAUCUCCAACUUUGGCGAGCAGUGGCCGAACACAAGGGCGGCGCUGUGCCACGCCCUGCUUAGGAGCCGCUUCGAGAACACGUAUGCGACUGCACUGGGGCGGCACUGUGCCAACAUCAUGCUCAAAGGUCCCUUCGAGAUGCGCCCGUUAUGA